AUGGAGGAAAACAGUUCAUAUCUGACCCGUGAGUACAAUGACAGCACCACAGUUUGGGAACCGAUGCCCUCAGCUCCCAGCAGACAGCUGGGCACCCUUCCCAACCCGCAGACACGGUUCAAGGACCUAACAGGGAUAUUUUUCAUGGUGACCUUGAAUGUUCUGGCACUUCUAGCCAACACUGCUGUUCUGGUUGUUGUCAUAAAAGCCCCUCAUCUCAGGAAAUUUGUCUUUGUGUGCCACCUGUGUGCAGUGGACCUGCUGUGUGCCAUCUUGCUCAUGCCUCUUGGGAUUGUGUCCAGCUCUCCAUACUUUGCUGGUGUGGUGUUCACUGUACUGGAGUGCCAGGUCUAUGUCUUCCUUAAUGUAACCCUCAUAGCUGCCUCUAUCUUAACCAUCACAGCCAUCAGUGUGGAGCGUUACUACUACAUCGUCCACCCCAUGCGCUACGAGGUCAAGAUGACGCUGAAGCUGACUGCAGCCGUGAUAGUGAUGGUGUGGGUGGUCUCUGUCGUGCUGGGGCUAUCCACUGUGUUUGGGUGGCCGUCCUACAGCAGCCUGAGCUCCAUCAGUGCUGCACACUGCUCGCUGCAUUGGAGCCACAGUGACCACCGACGAGUCUUCUCUGUGCUCUUUAGUGUCACCUGUUUCUGCUUGCCUGCUGUUGUGAUUUUUGCUGUCUACUGUAAUGUUUACAAGGUUGCCCGUGUGGCUGCCCGUCAGCAUGGACCUCUGCCCUUAUGGACAAACAGUCAGCUGAAGCAUCGCUCUGACUCAAUAAACAGCCAGACUACAAUCAUCACAACUCGCAACGCCCCACGUAGGAUUAUGCGUGACCGGCCUUUUGGUGGCGGUAAAGCCGCUCUCACUCUGGUGGUUAUUGUUGGCCAGUUUCUGAUCUGCUGGCUGCCUUACUUUGCCUUCCACCUCCAUCUGACACUAGAUGCAACACCUACAAUUCCUGAUGACCUGGAGGAAGCCGUCACCUGGCUGGCAUAUUCCUCCUUUGCUAUUAACCCAUUCUUUUAUGGUCUUCUUAACCGGCAGAUCAGGGAGGAACUUUGUAAGCUGAGGCGCUGCUACUCAGCCCGGCCAGUAGAACUGGCUGUCUCUAGCCAUGACGGCUCAGGCCAUGAGAACUUCCUGCAGUUCCUCCAUAGGACCAGUUGCACAAUAGAGACACGUGCAAGCUUCGCCACAUCCAGUCCAAGGAGCACUCUGGAUCAAACUGGGCAGACUGGUUUCAGGAUACCAGGACAGAUCCCAGAGGAGUUUAGUUAGAUAUACCUCACUGUUGUGCCACAGUAUUUGUAGCCUGCAGGACUAUUACAGCUACAAGAUAAAAAGUGAUUCACAGAGGUUAACAGCACUUGACUGUCUGCAAUAUAUCCGUAAACUGUAUUUGCAUACAGGAAAAGCUAAGAUACAGCAUCAAGAAAUAAACACACAGUUUUUGUUUUUUAUCUUUACAUACUUUUAUUCUUUUAUUUUAGGAUUAAGAUUAUACUCAGA
Messenger RNA from Morone saxatilis (striped sea-bass), 1512 nucleotides. Its product is annotated as probable G-protein coupled receptor. Bases 1 to 1281 code for a protein of 426 amino acids. The record is from RefSeq and is a predicted model, not a curated record. Gene Ontology annotation, molecular function: G protein-coupled receptor activity. NCBI's taxonomy places the organism in Eukaryota, Metazoa, Chordata, Actinopteri, Moronidae. Gene Ontology annotation, cellular component: signaling receptor complex; plasma membrane; endosome. Gene Ontology annotation, biological process: G protein-coupled receptor signaling pathway. The transcript has a single exon.